Molecule: messenger RNA, 594 nt
Organism: Scylla paramamosain (green mud crab)
Lineage: Eukaryota; Metazoa; Arthropoda; Malacostraca; Decapoda; Portunidae
Product: blastula protease 10-like
Exons: 5
Coding region: 1-582 (193 amino acids)
Biological process (GO): proteolysis
Molecular function (GO): metalloendopeptidase activity
Source: RefSeq, a predicted model, not a curated record
AUGUGUCAACAGGAGAAGGAUGUACUAGGACAGCUUGGCAUUGUGGUGCAUGAAAUUGGCCACGCGUUGGGAUUUUAUCACGAGCAGAGCCGCCCAGAGCGAGAUGAUCACGUGUACAUCAACACCGACAACAUUCUGGGAAACUAUCGCUCUAACUUCGACAUCGUACAUGCCAUUGAAAACUACAGCGUAGCUUACGAUUUGAGCUCUGUGAUGCACUACAGAUCGAAGGCUUUCUCAGCUAAAGGGAAUACGACCAUAGCCACCAAAAACCUGCGGUAUCAAAGUGUUCCCGGGCAGCGGGACGGGUUGAGUCACAGGGAUAUUCUCGCCAACAUGAUCUAUGGCUGUACUGAUACGUGGCUGAAAAACUGUAAUCGUUCCUCCGAAAUUUGCCAGAACGAAGGCUUUACGGGAAGGGACUGCAAGUGUGUGUGUCGCUCGGGAACCUCCAGCCCAAACUGCGCCAAAGUUACGUUCGACUACUAUAAUAACCUUCUGCAGGAAUACACAGAGGUCGUCACGAAUGGGACAGUCAUUACGUCGCCAAAUUAUCCAAGCGAGUAUGAGAGAAGUAAAUAGACUAAUUCAACG